Messenger RNA from Ornithorhynchus anatinus (platypus), 737 nucleotides. Its product is annotated as corticoliberin-like. The coding region runs from base 176 to 484 and encodes 102 amino acids. The transcript has 3 exons. Gene Ontology annotation, molecular function: hormone activity. The record is from RefSeq and is a predicted model, not a curated record. NCBI's taxonomy places the organism in Eukaryota, Metazoa, Chordata, Mammalia, Monotremata, Ornithorhynchidae. Gene Ontology annotation, cellular component: extracellular region.
UCCGGCCGGGCCCCGCGGGGGCGGGGGCAUAAAAGAGGCCGGCCCGGGCCCAGAGGGAGGCAGAAACGACCCGCUGACCCACCGACCCACCCCGCAGAGAGCCCGCGCCCGGCCGCCCCUGGAUCCUCCCACUCCGCUGACCGGCGCUGGAGCCGCAGAACCUCUUCCGUGGGGGAUGACCAUGUUGGCGCUGGCGGCCGUGAGCGUGUCCGUCCUGCUGCUCCUGCCCCCGGCCUCCGGCUCUCCGCUGACCCUCGCCUGGGAAGCCUCGCCGGUCCCGGUUCCUGUCCCGGCCCCGUCCCGCCGUGGGUGGAGCGACUCCUCGAGUCCGGCGGGUGUCAGGGCGGGCUGGGGGCGGGAGAGGAGGCCCAACGCGCUGGACCUGUCCUUCCACCUGCUGCGGGAGCUCCUCCACCGGGCCCGGGAGGAGCAGCUGGCUCGAAAGGCGCACGGCAACCGCCGGAGGCUCCAGGCCCUGGGCUAGGACUCGCCAGGGACGCGCGCCGGGACGGGGUGGAAAGGGAUGGGAAGGGACGGGACGGCACGCACCCCAGGGAGCCAGGGAAAGGAGUCAGGAAGGGACGGGAUGGGAAGGGACGGGAUGGGAAGGGACGGGAAGCAGCCCAGGGAGCCAGGGAAGGGACGCAGCCCAGGGAGCCAGGGAAGGGACGGGACGGGACACAGCCCAGGGAGCCACGUAAGGGACGGGAAGGGAAGGGACGCAGCCCAGGGAGCCA